Molecule: messenger RNA, 2809 nt
Organism: Diachasmimorpha longicaudata
Lineage: Eukaryota; Metazoa; Arthropoda; Insecta; Hymenoptera; Braconidae
Gene: ETHR
Product: growth hormone secretagogue receptor type 1
Exons: 7
Coding region: 733-1905 (390 amino acids)
Biological process (GO): G protein-coupled receptor signaling pathway
Cellular component (GO): plasma membrane
Molecular function (GO): G protein-coupled receptor activity
Source: RefSeq, a predicted model, not a curated record
GCGUGCAGGUUCAAUUUUGGGCAGCAAUUUCCAGUAGGGAAAGUUGCUAUUAGAUUUUUGUGAAAGAAAUAGCAAAUUUUGAAAUUACUUUCAUGAGUAAAAACCUAAAAGUAAUUAAUUUCUUUCAAAGUUUUAUUUUUAUUCAAAAAUUAUCAUCACAUUAUAUUAAUUAAUUACAUUACAUUAAUUAUUAUCAUCACAUUUUAUUAUCAUUAAAGUUUCUCCGUUGAUUUAUCCACUGAAGGAUCGUUCGGUCGAGUGGUGGUAAUCUAGUGAUUUAAUUCGUGUCUCACAAUCUUUAAUGGGCAACAAUGCUAAUUAAAGACUAUAGAAAAAGUGGAAAAACUGUUUGAGUGUAUCAGGAUUUUGUGAAUAAUUAAAAAAUGUUUAGUAGUCAAGAUAUUUCGGUCAAUCAUUUGAAGUGUAAUCACUAUCCGAAGAGGGUGAAAAGGUUACCAAGUCGUUGAUUAAAUACCAGGAGUGAUACAUAAUAUUAAAGAGCGUUGAGGGGAGUGGAAAAACUUUAGCUCGAUCCGAUAAAUUAGAGGAGCCAUGGUGUUGAAGCUGCCUCAGUUUGUCUUGCUCUGCAUUAAUUCCACCCAACGUCGAAAUGAAAGUUUCCUUUCCAUUCACGAUUGGAGUCUUUUAGAAAAAUGGAUAUAAAAUUUAUCACAAAAGUUCGAAAAACAAGACUUUAUGAGAAUUUAUUGAAUAUGGGUAGAAAAAACUAAAAUGUUAACAACUAUGUCAUCAGCGGCAUUCGAGCUGAAUUCAUCAUAUUACACUGCGAUAAUUGAUGGGAGCAACACUCUAGAAAGAGUCUCAGUUUCAGUGCUUGAUCCUGUGAAUGAGACAGCCAGUCCAUAUAUGCUUCCAACAUACAUUCGUGUGACGUCUAUGGUCAUAGUAAUUGUCGUCAUGGUACUGGGUAUAAUUGGCAAUCUCAUGGUACCACUGGUUGUACUCCGUGGAAAGGAUAUGAGAAACAGCACUAAUAUCUUCUUGGUCAAUCUGAGUGCGGCUGAUCUUUGUGUUCUGCUCGUUUGCGCCCCGACUGUUCUUGUUGAAGUCAACUCUGGUCCCCAGGUCUGGCCUCUUGGUGAACACAUGUGUAAAAUCGUGCCCUUUGUGGAAUUAACAGUGGCCCACGCAUCCGUGUUGACAAUAUUGGCGAUCAGCUUCGAACGUUACUAUGCUAUUUGUGAGCCACUGCGAGCUGGGUACAUCUGCACGAAAACCAGAGCAACCUUUCUCUGUUUUCUAGCCUGGGUCUUCGCUGGAGUUUGUGCAAGUCCAAUGAUCUGGGUAUCCAAGUAUGCAAAAAUGGGUCCAAAUGGAACAGUCAUCCGCGAGGAGGUGAACGAAGUGUCAAGCAUUCCAGUCUGUCUAAUGCAAGCAACCACCACGUCCAUCACAUUAUUUAUACUUCUUCUGACAACUUGUUUUUUUUUUGUACCUCUUAUAAUUCUCCUGAUACUAUAUUCCAUCGUGGUGAAGCACCUGAUCAACGACUCAUCAACAUCAACAGCAGAGUCUUAUCACACAAGAGCCAGGAGACAAGUUGUGUUGAUGCUGUUGACAGUUGUCUUCAGUUUCUUCAUUUGUUUAUCGCCAUUUAAAAUUUUGACUUUCUACAUUAUCCUAGCACCGGCUGAGGAGGUUGAUGCCAUUGAUCUCGACACAUACUUUAAUAUUUUGUACUUCAGUCGAGUUAUGUUUUAUUUGAAUAGCGUUAUCAACCCGAUAUUGUAUAAUCUUAUGAGCAGUAGAUUCAGACAGGGUUUCUUCAAACUCUGUGGAUUAAAAAUGAGAUGGACAAGUGAGGGAAGUACAACGAGGAGCACUUUAGCAACAAGACUGUCAAGGAGAACUGUUAUUAACGAUCAGCGUGAAAAUUUCUUGUGACAAUUCCUCCAUUGUUUUAUGAAAAGUGCGCUUAGUUGUGGUGUAAUUCCAAAGUUGCUUAUUUCAUCAACUUUUUCCCUCAUAUCUGUACACGUUAUUGUUGAGAGUUUCUUCGUCCCGUAGAGACACUUUCAUCGAAAUGGGCAGAUAUUUUCCAAAUUGAGCUAGAACUUUUUUUCAUUAUCCCUUGCCCUCUCGCCUGAUGCCGUAUGGGGAUAAUGUUCAUAAUUCCAGUGAUAUGGCAAUAAAAAUUUGGGUUGGGGAAAAAGUGUUUUUGUAUUUUCGUGGUGAAUUCUGUUAAUGAUGUUGGACGGAGGUCAUCACACAUAGAAAAAAGUAGUUGUAAUAUAGGAGAUUUAAAAGGUAAUUUAAUGCGGGAUUUUUAAACAUGUAAAUUACGAUUUUGAAAAUGUAAAAUAUGUCUCAAAAAACGUAAAUUACUAAAUCCGACCUCGUCAAUUACGUUUUUUUGGCGCGUAAAAUACGAAGUCAUACCUCGAUUAACAUAAGAAAAUUCUUGAUGUUUUAAAUCAUAAUAAAAAAUAAGGGAGUCCAGUCAAUUUUCCAUGAUGUUAUGACUCCAUUGGUAUGGCCAUUGGCUGAAGCUAGACCUAAUAGGAGGCUCCAAGGCUGGAAACGGUUCCACGUCUAAAUAUCCAGUCGAAAAUACCCAAACAAAAAUCUCCAAUGAAAAAUGUCCAAAACAAUAAUAUCCAAAACACAAAUAUCCAAAUGCUAUCAAAUCCAAUACAAAAAUUCUCACGAAACAAAAGACCAAAAAAAAAUAAAUCAAGAAAGCAAAUAUUCACUCAACAAGAAUAUGAUCUUUAUUGUACACAAAAAUAAUUUAGUUUAAUUUAGUUUUUUCAUUACAACAAUUUACAGAACUACACUAUACAUGCAU